AUGGCACCGAAACUCAGCCACCAGAGGGUCACAUAUGUGCUCCCUCUGCCUGAUGCCCCAGGCGGGCACCGGCUGGGCGUCAAUGGUCUGACCGUGGACCGUCAGAACUCCAUUCUUUAUUCCGCUGGCCGUGAUGGUGUUAUCUGCUCGUGGGACCUUGACUUCCCCGCCUCUUCUCUCCCUGCCACGAACCCCUUCUCAAGUGCGAAUCGAAAACCCGGCCCCUCUCGCUUUAAGACUCAGGUCCAAGCACAUAGCCACUGGAUCAAUGACAUCGUUUUGACCCAAAGCAAUUCCGCACUGGUCUCCGCGUCCUCCGACACCACCGUUCGUCUCUGGCGCCCACAUUCAGAGUCUACUGAAGUUCCGGAGCGCAUUGGAAAACAUACAGACUAUGUCAAGGCGUUAGCUACUCCCGGAGAUCAUGCUACCUGGGUUGCGUCAGGUGGCCUUGACCACAAACUCUCCUUAUGGGAUUUGGAGGGGUACGGUGAAAUCUUGGGGAUUGACGCAUGUGCAGACGAUUCGACUGAAAAGGGAUCCAUCUAUGCCUUGGGUGCUGUCUCUUCUGUGCUUGCCAGUGGUGGCCCGGAAAAGGUGGUUCGGGUAUGGGAUCCCCGGUCGGGGAAGCUGGUGACCAAGUUCGUGGGCCACACUGAUAACGUUCGGGACAUUCUCAUCAAUGAAGCAGGAGAUACAAUUAUGACAGCCUCGUCCGAUCAGACUAUCAAGAUUUGGUCUCUCACUGCAGGCCGAUGCAUGAACACACUUACCAUGCACAAUGACAGCGUAUGGUCGCUUCAUUCCGACCACCCAGAUCUCUCUGUGUUCUAUUCUAGCGACCGCUCAGGGUUGGUCGCGAAGACCGACCUUCGACGCUCAUCCGAUGUCGAGCAAGGACUAUGUGUUGCAGCAUUACAAGAGCAUGAGGGUGUUGUGAAAGUCGUUGCUUCUGAUGACUUUAUCUGGACCGCUACUCCCAAAUCAAGCAUCAACCGCUGGAAGAACGUUGACACUACCCUUGACAUUGAACUCCCGCCUGACCUUUCCCGAACAGUCGAUGCGCCCGAGGAUACACCACCUGGAUCUCCUCAAAAACCCGCGAAAAUCCCUUGGAAUGCAGUUUUGCAGCUGUCGGCAACUUCUUCGUUAUUGAGCGGAGGCACUGCAUCGGGUGUCGCAUCUCCGGAACCAGAUCUAGAGAAUGAUAUUGGGCUGACUAUCCCGCUUCAAUCAUUACCAGACGAGUCUAUUGAAGGACAGCAUGGCUUGAUCAAAUGCUUGAUGCUAAACGAUCGGAGACGAACGCUCACACAAGAUUCUGCAGGAGAAGUCGUUCUCUGGGACCUGAUUAAGUGCAUUCCUAUCCAACAAUUUGGGAAACGACACCUGGAUGAUGUAGCCGACGAAUUGAACACAGUACAGAGUAUCUCACAUUGGUGCACCAUUGAUGUCCGGACGGGCCGUCUUUCUGUCAUAUUAGAACCCAACCGAUGCUUUGAUGCUGAAGCCUAUGCGGACGAAAUGGACUUUCCGAAGGAUGUCCUCUCUCAGUUCCGAGAUGACCAGCGAAUCAACCUUGGUAAAUGGGUCCUUCGUUGGCUCUUUGCGCCUAUGGUAGAUGAGCAAAUUCGACGAGACAACGAGUUUCGUGAAGCGGCUGUGGCGAAAGCGGAAGACGAGCUGGCACGGGUUGAUCCUACGACAAUAUCCACUCCAGGUGAUGAUAUUCCUCGAAGCCGGGGAAGUCCAAGCACUAUUGGAUUUGGGAUCCAUGCCGGUACACCUGCUUCAGCGAGCUAUCUGAGCACUUCCAUGCAGAGUAGCGUCUCGCCAUUCCCACCUUUUGAGGCAGAAACUCCCGAUAUUCCCACUUCCGCUCAUCACGAUGGGCCCCCAUCAUCAUUCUCGGAUAGAUAUGGCGAUUACUUCUCUUCCAGACAGGCACAAGAGUCCGAUAAGCUACCUAUGUCUCCAUCGGAUGCGAACUCAACCUCGGGGAACCCAACAUCUCCAGGGCUUGAGCCCCAGGAACGAAGAAGAGGUGGUUCGCUGUUUGGCAAAAAGUUCAGGAUGGAGUUCCCCAAAAAGCUGGGCCGUACUUCCAUAGAUCAAAAGCCACAGAUCCAGGAGAAAACGGAAGAGUCAGAAGAGAUGUCUUCUGUCAAGGAAGAGAAGGUUUACGAGCCCAACAUCAGAGGCGUGGUUGCUCGGAUUCACCAUGAAUACGAUGAGUUCUUGUCGGCGAAUCCUGGCCGUGAAUUGGUGACUGCCAUCACUCCUAGCACUAUCAGUGAAACACCGCGAGUCGAUAUCCCAGCUCGGACCAGUGUUUUCAUUCAAGAAGAAACCGGCGACACCGCUGUGGCUGCUGAUCUCUAUCGGGGCAACGUCGGUCGCAUUGGCCAGGAGAUCGAUUUAUUAGAGAAAGCAAUCCCUCACUGGCUUGGCGAGCUGCUUCUGAAGAACCAAAUCCCCAUGAAAGAACAAGUUAAGAUUGCUUUCAUUCUCAAGCCAUUCGAUGACUCGUUGCCACCAAUUGCAAAGCCGGAAGUCGCCUCUGCCACCAGUGGUCCAGCAAACACGACGAACAAUAAUUCUCGUCUGAAUGCCAACCGGAUGCUUCGCGCUAAGAAGGUGCUUGCCUAUGUGGCUGAACGAAUUGAUCCUCCCCGACCUGAGGACCCUGAAGGUAGUGCAAUGCCACCGGAGGAGUAUCUUGAAUUGUAUUGCCAGAAGAUUCAAUGUCCACCUAACAUGACACUGGCCACAAUUCGCAACCAUCUUUGGCGUACCUCUGGGGAUAUGAUCCUGUACUAUAAAACCAAUGGCAAAAAAGAGAUCCACCCCCCACCAUCUCUCAUGUCGACACCAGGUCUCGCCAUCCCUUUGAGUGAGAAUGGUGCCACAAAUGGUUUCAACCUUGCGACCGGUAGCGCACCGCCGGGCAGUAUCCACUCUGUCACCAACUCUGGCUCAGUGGCUGGCUCUGCUAUCACUUAA
This is a messenger RNA of Penicillium chermesinum, 3003 nucleotides long. Its product is annotated as WD repeat protein. The coding region runs from base 1 to 3003 and encodes 1000 amino acids. Gene Ontology annotation, biological process: protein deubiquitination; double-strand break repair via homologous recombination. Gene Ontology annotation, molecular function: ubiquitin binding. The record is from RefSeq and is a predicted model, not a curated record. Lineage: Eukaryota; Fungi; Ascomycota; Eurotiomycetes; Eurotiales; Aspergillaceae. The transcript is spliced from 9 exons.